CGAAGUAUGAUGUUGUGUACAACUGUAACAGUAUUGUAAAUCACCCCGUUGUUGCCCCGUUUGUCCGCGAAGCCAUGGAAAUAAUUUUAUUCUGCUGAACAUUGCACAGUGUACUCUCUCACUCGUCUCUCGUCUACAUUGCUAUUUGCUAAUAAUCGCUGAAUUAAUGUGCUUAUAAUUAUUAUCACAUAGAUAGAUAGUAUUGUCGUGUUGUUUAUUCCGAACAGCGUUUGUUGAAUCAACAAGAUAAUAUUAUUUUUUAACAUAUAGGUACAUAGGUUAGGUUAUACACAUAACGCGUAAUCCGAAUUGAAGAAAGGGUACCUAACAUUUGAAUAUUGCUGUAGAGACAUCCGUUUCGGUACGUUUUAUAUCGCGUCAAAUAUUGUAAAUGUAAUCAUACAACGCGAAACAUAAAUGGAAAUUGUUUGUUUAAUCUGUUAACACUUCAACAGAUGGUUAUCUCGUCCUGCAAAAUCGUACAUUACUGUUGUAGACGAUAUUCACAUUCGAAUUAGUGUUCAAAAUCCAGGUAUUUAAAAUGGAUGCGUGCUUAGCCGUUGAUCGUGAGGUUGACAAAGUAUUGUCAAAAUUUGAAGACAUGAGUAGAAAUUAUAAUAAUGUAUUGCAGCAAUUGAUUGAUAGUUUGGAAAUAAUACAAAAUGAUUGGAAAACAAAUAGUAUAAAAGAAGAAAAUAAAGUGUCAUCAAUUAAUUGUAUAUCAAAUUUAAUUCAUAAAUCGCUUGAGAAAACACAAAGAUUAGCUAUUGAACAUCGAGAACUACAUAGUACUGUAUCAAAAGUGGGAAAAGCAAUUGACAGAAAUUUUGUAUCAGAUUUUGAUGCAACUUGUAAAGUGGAUAUUUUUAAUGAUCCAAAAAAUGCUACAUUUCUUAACUAUAUUAUUUGCCAACAUUUUUAUAGACAAGGUGACUUGGAUAUUGCUGAUGAACUUGUAAUGGAAUCUGGAAUAAACAUGGAACCUAGCAUAAGAGAACCAUUUGCUAAGUUAAAAUACAUUAAAGAGUCGUUAGUCAAAAAAAAUAUUUACCCUGCAUUAGAAUGGGCAAAAGAGAACCGAGCAGUGUUAGAUACUCAGAUGUAUCCCCCAUAUCCAUUGGUUAAAAGGAUUUCUUCAGCUUCUAAUUUGCCAAUUCGUAUUCCAUAUCAUGCAAAAAGGACAAAAUUUUCUGGUGGCAUAAUGAAACCAAGGCCAAAAACAAAAAAAAUUAAGAGAAUGGAAUUGGCAAAAAAAAUAUUGCAUCAAUUUUAUAAGAGUUCUGCUCUCGAAUUUAAGCUUCAUCAACUUGCGUUUUUAUCAAUUAUUCAAAAAGGGGUGGAACAUCAAACCGAAGCAGUUACAUACGCCCGCACUAAUUUUAGUCAAUUUGUUGAUAGAUACGAAAAAGAAAUUCAAACUAUGAUGGGUAUGCUACUGUUUGUACCACAAGGAAUCAAUAACUCACCAUACUCAGAAAUGGUUCAAGAAAAUUUGUGGGAUGAAGUUAUUGAAUUAUUUACGAGAGAUGCUUGUACAUUACUUGGAUUAAGUUUUGAUAGCUUAUUAAAUGUUAGUGUUAAUGCUGGAUGUGCAGCUCUCCCUGCACUUUUAAAUAUCAAACAUGUCAUGACACAACGAAAAGUGAAUGAUAUUUGGAAAGGAAAAGAUGAAUUGCCUAUUGAAAUUGAUUUAGACACGGAACAUAGAUAUCAUUCAAUGUUUGCGUGCCCUAUUCUCAGACAACAAAGUUCAGACACCAAUCCUCCUAUGCGACUUAUUUGUGGCCAUAUUAUAUCCAAAGAUGCUUUAAACAAAUUAGGACACUCAACUAAAUUAAAGUGUCCAUAUUGCCCAAUGGAACAAAGUACUUCAGAAGCAAAACAUAUAUGUUUUUAGAUAUUUUUACCAAUUAUUCAACUAAAAUUAUAAACCUAAUAUUUUUAAUAUAUACAAAAUGUAUUGAUUAAAAUUUUCAGGAUGUACUUUUCAACUUAAUAAUUAUUUUAUUUUGAUUGCUUUUUCAACAAAAAAAAAAAUAGAGUUAACAAUUUAAUAGGAUGAUGAUUUUUAGAUUACUGUAUAAUCUAUGUAAAUGACAACAUGACUUAUUUACUUUUUGAAAUUUUAUUAAUUCUAUGUAUGUAAAGAUAAAAAAGUUCAUUUUAUAUUCAUUUAUACUGUAUAAUUUAGUUUAAGUGCAAACAAUUAUUAGUUAAAAUAUCCAUAAAAAGAAUAUUUUUGUUCCUAUAAAAAUAUAUUUUAAUUAAUACAUUGAAUGCCUCGUAGUAGUUGUUGAGUGUAGUAUAUCAACGUCAAAUUGGGCCAAUUUAUUUAUUUGACUUGUAACUGUGUUGACAUCGGGCUCCAAGAAAACAAUAACGUUAAUAAAAAAUUAAUGAAUAACAACUUAUUAUAACAAAAGUGUUUCUUGGUGAUUUAGUUUAUCAUAAAACCGUAAAGGUACCUGUGAAACUUGCUGACAGUCGUGGGGGACAAUAUCACAAUAUUGUCAACCGAGGUACUCAAUGUAUUAAAAACUCAUGUUUAUUUGAUGGAAAUUUCUUUAUAAAUUGUUUAGAAUUCAACCAUUAUUGUAUUACAAAAUAAUAAGUGAAUUAUUUUUCAGUUAUUA
Molecule: messenger RNA, 2633 nt
Organism: Rhopalosiphum maidis (corn leaf aphid)
Lineage: Eukaryota; Metazoa; Arthropoda; Insecta; Hemiptera; Aphididae
Product: E3 ubiquitin-protein transferase RMND5A-like
Exons: 11
Coding region: 542-1897 (451 amino acids)
Biological process (GO): proteasome-mediated ubiquitin-dependent protein catabolic process
Cellular component (GO): GID complex; nucleus; cytoplasm
Molecular function (GO): protein binding; ubiquitin protein ligase activity
Source: RefSeq, a predicted model, not a curated record